AUGCAGAAUCGAUGUGUAAACAUGAUAGCACAUUUAUUUAACGCACCAUUGGGAGAGGAAGAGACUGCAGUUGGAGUUGGAACUGUUGGAUCCUCAGAAGCCAUAAUGCUUGCUGGUUUAGCAUUUAAGAGAAAAUGGCAAAACAAAAUGAAAGCCCAAGGAAAACCCUUUGACAAGCCCAAUAUUGUCACUGGGGCCAAUGUCCAGGUAUGUUGGGAGAAAUUUGCAAGGUAUUUUGAAGUAGAGCUAAAGGAAGUGAAAUUAGAGGAUGGGUACUACGUUAUGGAUCCUGAGAAAGCUGUAGAAAUGGUGGAUGAGAACACUAUUUGUGUAGCUGCUAUCUUGGGUUCCACCCUUAAUGGAGAAUUUGAAGAUGUUAAACGUUUGAAUGAUCUCUUGGUCGAGAAGAACAAAGAAACUGGGUGGGACACUCCAAUCCAUGUGGAUGCAGCAAGUGGUGGAUUCAUUGCCCCAUUCCUAUAUCCAGAACUUGAAUGGGAUUUCAGAUUACCAUUAGUAAAAAGUAUUAAUGUAAGUGGUCACAAAUAUGGUCUUGUUUAUGCUGGUAUUGGUUGGGUUAUUUGGAGGAACAAAGAAGAUUUACCUGAAGAGCUUAUUUUCCACAUUAAUUAUCUUGGUGCUGAUCAACCUACCUUCACCCUUAACUUCUCUAAAGGUUCUAGUCAAGUAAUUGCUCAAUAUUAUCAACUUAUUCGCUUAGGCUAUGAGGGAUACAGGAAUAUUAUGGAGAAUUGUCAAGAAAAUGCGAGGGUACUCAAAGAAGGACUUGAAAAGACAGGAAAAUUCAACAUAGUUUCCAAAGAAAUUGGAGUUCCAUUAGUAGCAUUCUCCCUCAAAGACAACAGCAAACACAACGAAUUCGAGGUUUCGGACCAUCUUAGGAGGUUCGGAUGGAUUGUGCCAGCAUACACAAUGCCACCAAAUGCUGAGCACGUGACCGUGCUCAGGGUUGUGAUCCGGGAAGAUUUCUCCCGGACACUAGCUGAGAGGCUCGUGGCGGACAUUGAAAAAGUCCUCCACGAGCUCGACUCGCUCCCGGCCAGAGUCUCAGCUAAGUUGGCUGCGGCUGAGGAGAGUAGCAGUGGAGUGCAUAAGAAAUCGGCAAUGGAAGUUCAAUUGGAGAUCACUAAUGUAUGGAAGAAGUUUGUUGCCGAAAAGAAGAAGACAAAAAAUGUAAUAUGUUAAAAGAGUUUAAGAAGAACAAAGGGGACUUUGAUUUUUCAUUUGAUUUCUUGAGCUUUUUGAGUAUUUUAGUACAAAUGUAAUUUUGAAGGA
Messenger RNA from Nicotiana tabacum (common tobacco), 1296 nucleotides. The record is from RefSeq and is a predicted model, not a curated record. Lineage: Eukaryota; Viridiplantae; Streptophyta; Magnoliopsida; Solanales; Solanaceae.